Messenger RNA from Pipra filicauda (Wire-tailed manakin), 3410 nucleotides. RefSeq names its product adenosine deaminase RNA specific B1 (gene ADARB1). The record is from RefSeq and is a predicted model, not a curated record. Gene Ontology annotation, biological process: adenosine to inosine editing; RNA processing. The coding region runs from base 199 to 2298 and encodes 699 amino acids. Lineage: Eukaryota; Metazoa; Chordata; Aves; Passeriformes; Pipridae. Gene Ontology annotation, cellular component: cytoplasm; nucleolus. Gene Ontology annotation, molecular function: double-stranded RNA binding; double-stranded RNA adenosine deaminase activity; tRNA-specific adenosine deaminase activity. The transcript is spliced from 11 exons.
GACUGUUUGUUGAUGGAAGAAGACCUCAGAAUUUUAGCUGGAUACUCCUAAGGAAGUUUUUCAAGGACCAGCUGGUUGCCUCCAAGAAACUAGAGGUGCUGUUCCAUACAUGAGGUUGCAGAAUCAGCAUGUGUCUCCAAUAGUUAAAAAGACAGAAGCAGUCUCCGCCAGCCAAGAAACCAGCAAAAAUAUUUCACAAUGGAUGUAGACGAUGAAGAAAACAUGAGUUCGAGCAGCACCGACAUUAAAGAAAACCGCAACGUGGACAACGUUCCCCCCAAAGACAGCGGUGGGACAGGAGCCGGGGAGGGGACACAGCUCUCCAACGGUGGCAGCAGCAGCAGCAGGAAGAGACCUUUGGAGGAGGGCAACAAUGGCCAUUCCAAAUUUCGCCCCAAGAAGAGGAAGAAAAUGCCCGGCCCUGUUCUUCCAAAGAACGCCCUGAUGCAACUUAAUGAGAUCAAACCUGGUUUACAGUACAAACUCCUCUCCCAGACGGGGCCAGUCCAUGCCCCCAUGUUCGUGAUGGCAGUGGAAGUCAAUGGGCAGGUGUUUGAGGGAUCUGGCCCAACGAAAAAGAAAGCCAAGCUUCACGCUGCCGAGAAGGCUCUACGGUCUUUUGUCCAGUUCCCAAACGCCUCGGAAGCCCACCUGGCAAUGGGAAGGACUCUGUCGGUCAACACGGACUUCACGUCCGACCAGGCGGACUUCCCCGACACCCUUUUCAACGGGUUUGAAACGCCGGUCCCUUCCGAUGCUUCCUUUUACCUCGGCUCCAACGGGGACGGCUCCUUUAGCUCUGGUGGGGAAUACGGUUUGCCGUCGUCCGCUGUGGCCAGCAGCCUUUCCCAGUCGCCUCUGCCCCCGCCAUCACCCUACCCCACUGCCAGUGGCAAGAACCCCGUCAUGAUCCUCAAUGAGCUGCGGCCGGGGCUGAAGUACGAGUUUCUCUCGGAGAGCGGAGAGAGCCACGCCAAAAACUUUGUCAUGGCUGUGGCGGUGGAUGGUCAGACUUUUGAGGGCUCGGGAAGAAACAAGAAGCUGGCAAAAGCUCGGGCGGCUCAGUUGGCCCUGGCAUCCUUGUUUAACAUGCAGCUGGACCAGACUCCAUCUCGGCAGCCUAUUCCCAGCGAGGGGCUCCAGUUGCACUUGCCACAGGUUUUAGCUGAUGCUGUUGCACGCUUGGUUGUAGAUAAAUUCAGUGAUUUGACUGAAAAUUUCACAUCUCCGCAUGCACGUCGAAAAGUUCUUGCUGGAAUUGUCAUGACAACAGGUACAGAUGUGAAAGAUGCCCUUGUAAUAAGUGUUUCUACAGGAACAAAAUGUAUCAAUGGUGAAUACAUGAGUGAUCGUGGUCUUGCAUUAAAUGAUUGCCACGCGGAAAUUGUAGCUCGACGGUGCCUGCUGAAGUUUCUGUAUACACAACUUGAGCUUUACCUAAGCAAUAAAGAAGAUCAGCAAAAAUCCAUUUUUAUCAGAUCAGAGCAAGGCGGGUUUAAGCUGAAGGAGAAUGUGCAGUUCCAUCUCUAUAUCAGCACAUCUCCUUGUGGUGAUGCUCGGAUUUUCUCCCCCCACGAAGCAGCACAAGAGGAUCAAGGGGACAGGCACCCAAACCGCAAAGCCAGAGGACAGCUGCGGACAAAAAUAGAAUCUGGGGAAGGGACCAUCCCUGUGCGCUCCAGUACCACUAUCCAGACGUGGGAUGGUGUGUUGCAAGGAGAAAGGCUGCUGACCAUGUCCUGCAGUGACAAGAUAGCGAGGUGGAACGUAUUGGGUAUUCAAGGAGCCUUACUUAGCCUCUUUGUGGAGCCAAUUUACUUCUCUAGCAUCAUCUUGGGGAGUUUAUAUCAUGGGGAUCAUCUAUCCAGAGCCGUUUACCAGAGGAUAGCAGAGAUAGAAGAUCUACCACCUCUUUAUACACUCAACAGACCUUUACUUAGUGGUAUCAGCAAUGCAGAAGCCCGUCAGCCAGGGAAAGCCCCAAACUUCAGUGUGAACUGGACAGUAGGAGACACUGGUCUGGAAGUCAUUAAUGCCACGACUGGCAAGGAUGAGAUGGGCCGUGCGUCCCGCCUGUGUAAGCACGCGUUCUACAGCCGCUGGAUGCGUAUCCACGCCAAGCUUUCCUCCAGCUUGCGCUCAAAGAUCCUCAAGCCCAACCUGUACCACGAUACCAAGCAAGGAGCCACUGAGUAUCAAACUGCCAAAGAGUGUUUGUUUAAAGCAUUCCUGAAGGCAGGACUUGGAGCCUGGGUGGAGAAGCCCAUAGAACAAGAUCAGUUUUCACUCAUGGUCUAAUUCACAAACUGCACAUCACUUUGGAAAGGGAGUUGUUCUGAAAAUUCCUGGUGUCCAGCAUUGCUUUCUGGCAUCUCCACAGCCAUCAAAACAUCUUUUUGCUGUUUGGAGUUGGGUUUCUUUGGGGUUUUUUUGAAACUUCACAGUAACUGUUUCUGUUUCGCCUGAGUAAUGAAACUCAAUGAUGAUCUGACACAUAAUUGUAUAUUUUGUUAUAGGAAAGUAAUUUCUGGUGUAUUUCUAGAAAUACUUUUGCUGUAGAAAACCUGCAGUAAGGCUGUCCUUACUGUAUACAAUGACUCAUUUUUUCUGGGUUAAAAUAAUUUCUUUUUUUAAUUCAGUGUCAUCAAGUGCAUGAAGAAAUUAAAAGUUUCUCUAGGUUUUACACCACACUUUUAGGAAGUAGCUUAAUUUUUUAAAAAUAGGUGACAAAGCUGAUUCUACUGCUCUGUUAACUUGUUUUUGAACUGCAGAUAUUUUUAGCACAUAGACAACAGAGCCAGAAUGGAGUCUGGACAGCUAGUUUUUUCCCAAUUCCUUGCUCUUUAAAACCAGCUGCUGAAAAUUUCAUGUCUUCGAUGUAUGUAUUUAUUAGUCUGUGACCCAGUUUUUAACAUGCAGCUUUUUAUUCUGUUUUUAAAAAUACAUUUACCUCCCAUUUACACCCAUUGUGAAGUCUUCAUUUUUUUUUACCAUUGUAAACUGGAAACAGCAAAAAUAAUUAUUUGUAAGUUAAGAAGUUUAGUCUGUAAUGUGCAGAAGCCUAUAACGUUUAGAAGUAGGUGACUUGUAUAUCCCAGGAACUCAUCAGAAUACAACCUUAACUGUAACAGUAAUGUGACAGCUUAAAAAAAAUUUGCUCGUUUUAAGGGCACUAAGCCUGAAUUGCCAAAACCAGUCCCCUGUUGGGUAUUAAUGAGAAACUCUUGGAAUGGACAAAAGAGUUGUUAAAACUUAUUUCCUGGGCGUUAUAUCUGCUUUCACCCAAGUUGUUGUGUCUCUGAGGUUUCGUUGCCUUUUGGCUUUACAUGUGUGAUGGGCUUCAUGAAGCUAAUUGGGUGCACUCAUUUGUUUUGACUGUUACUUUAAAAAGUGUUUUUCCUAAAAGUGUA